AAAAACCACACCAUGAGAAAUUCUUGAAAAUCAACUUCCGAGAACAAAUUUGAAUAAAAUGCAUCCUCUGACAUUAUAAUGUUUUUCUGAAGAACCAGUUAAGAGAAAAUCGUGAAACUUUGGAAGCGAAACAAGACAAGUUGGACGUUCAUCAUAUAAAAAUUUGACAUAAGAAAAAUUCUUAAAAAUCAGUCACUGUCUGCCAACUCGUUGACAUUUAUCAAAACCAUUUCCUAUCAAUCCCACAGAAAAUUUACAGUAAAAAUGUCCGAAAGGCCCGAAAUAACUCAGAAAAAACCUGCACCCGUAGACAUUUACGACGAAGAAUUUCACAACAACUUGAAAAUAGCCAAAGGUUUCAUAAGCGAAUUGGGAUCUAGAGGGGAUAAACAAAUUUGCCGUAAAUGGAUUCAAAAACUGGUAAACCUAAAAUCCGACAAUCCGGUUGUAAAGAAAAACCGAAAUUCUUUUUUCAAAUACCUGCUGUGGGUUAUGGAACAGGCGAUUAAGGAUUCAGCAUUCAAAAUUGAAGGAGAUGGUAAACAAGGUGCCACAGACGAUGACAGUUUUAUGUGCAAAUGGUCCAGUGAUAAGAGAACUUAUAUGGCGGCCAAACCUUUGCCCGGAUUAGGGACGUUGGUUUAUAUGGCUGUAUCGAAGGACCCUACUUUAGGCUGGGACCACCCUUAACGUCUCUUUCUGCCUGCGCUGUUUUUGCCGCCACUUCUCUGGCCCUUGCCUCCUUUAGGUUUUUUGCCCAUUUUAUUUUUGCUUUUGCUACCGCCGCCCUUGCUUCUUUCAUG
Messenger RNA from Ceutorhynchus assimilis (cabbage seed weevil), 803 nucleotides. The record is from the annotation of a GenBank genome assembly. NCBI's taxonomy places the organism in Eukaryota, Metazoa, Arthropoda, Insecta, Coleoptera, Curculionidae.